This is a messenger RNA of Labeo rohita (rohu), 524 nucleotides long. Its product is annotated as phospholipase A2 inhibitor and Ly6/PLAUR domain-containing protein-like. Bases 14 to 487 code for a protein of 157 amino acids. The transcript has 5 exons. NCBI's taxonomy places the organism in Eukaryota, Metazoa, Chordata, Actinopteri, Cypriniformes, Cyprinidae. The record is from RefSeq and is a predicted model, not a curated record.
UUCCUGACACACGAUGGAUCUGCGCAUCUCGGUUGUUCUUCUUCUCAUUUUUCUCUCUGGAGGACACUCUCUCAAGUGUUACACAUGCAAGGGUGAUCUGACGGGUUCCUGUGAUGCCAAAGUGGAGACGUGUGGAUAUGGACUUUCCAAAUGUAAAACCACAAUGGGAGAACAAUACAUUGGUCGCAAUUCGUUUACUGUCACAACUAAACAGUGUGCAAGUUCAUGUGCAUCAGACAUCCUAAAACCUUUCCUGGAUGUCGUGGACUACUUUUAUGGAUGGUCAGAAGAUACCACUCACUGCUGUGACACUGACCUCUGCAAUGCACCCCCCAAACAAUUCCCGACUGGAGGGAGAGCAGAUUCCACUGAACCACAUGAAGAUGGAAUCCAACGGCUCCCGACUGGAGGGACAGCAGAUGGUGUGUAUAAGGGAAGCUUCCUCCUGCUGUUGCCUUCUCUGCUCUUCUACUUCCUGUUUCAGUGAAUCAGAUUCUACAGCUGCAGCAAAAACUGAAUCUCAC